UGACGUCGUCGCACGAAGCAGUUUGCCUGAGGCUCAUCUUGCGCCUCAACGAGAAGACCCCGUUUUCCUGGGAUUUUUUCUCGACUUGAGAACUUCACUCUUGCGGAACUUCAAAGGUUCUCAAUUCCCUGCCAAGCCUUCCUCCCAAUCUCACAACUUCCGACUUGUGCCAAGCACUGCCCUCAAAUGGACGCAGCACAUACCCAAACUGUCGCGCAAGCUGUCGCUGCCGCCACACAGCAAGCACAACAGGCUGCGCAGCAACAACACGCACCCUCACCGCCAGUACAAGCACCUCAGCAGAUUUCCACCAUCGACAACUUGACAUGUCAAUGGCAGGGCUGCGGUGAACGCACUGACUCUGCGGAAAGCCUUUAUGACCAUGUUUGCGAGAGACACGUCGGUCGCAAGAGCACCAACAACCUCAACCUAACCUGUCAGUGGGGCGCUUGCCGGACGACCACGGUCAAGCGUGAUCACAUCACAUCACAUAUCCGCGUCCAUGUCCCGUUGAAGCCUCACAAGUGCGAUUUCUGUGGCAAGGCCUUCAAGCGACCUCAGGAUUUGAAGAAGCACGUCAAGACUCACGCCGAUGACAGCGUUCUGGUCAGCUCGCCGAAUGCUCAGAACGGACGAUCCCUCGCUAACAACUCAGGUGCUCCCACUGGUUACUACCCUGCCAGUCACGAUGCGCCGAUUCACAACCCUUACUCAUCGUAUCAACCCAGUCUGGCAGCCGGAGCCCACAACACCUACGCUCAUGCUGGCGCGGGCGGCCAGUAUGCUGGAUAUGGAUCUGUUAGCUAUCCCAACAGCUCCGCCCUCGCCGACAUCCAGAGCAUGGACACACGACGCCGCGCCAUUGAAGCUUUGAACGACUUCCUUGGCGACAUCAAACGUCGCGCAAUUGACCCUAACAGUUACUAUGAUGUCGGUCACCGUCUUCAGGGUACCUCUCUGCCUUUGCCCGUUAGCACCGGUGGUUACAACACCGGCUACAACAACAGUGGCUACAGCGCGAGUGGUGGCGGAAGCGGUGGCAACAACUACGGCACCGCUGCCAGUCUCCUGGACUCCUUCAACAGCAGCAGCAUGAGCGGUGGUCACGGUCCACAGAGUGGCGUGGCCAGCCACCACUACUCGCUUCCUCUGCCUAAUGCUCGUACUAAGAACGACCUCCAAGACAUCGAUCGCUUCCUGGAACAACUGCAGGCCACCGUGUACGAGACCAGCAACCAAGCUGCGGCUGCUGGUGUGCAGCAGCCUGGUCUUCACUCCACUUUCACUGGUGACUUCGGCAUGGGUCACAACUCGGGCCAAUUCCGCUCGAGCCACAGCCCUUCCAGCUUCGACGCCCACCUUGGCAGUAGCAGCAUUGGUCACAGCAGCGCCAUGAGCAGCGCGUCCCUCACGCCCGGUCUCGCGUCGCCGUCAUCGGGCAUUGACACACCUGCUUUGACUCCCGCCUCCGUGUCAUCGUACACCAGCUCUGGUCAUUCUCCUAUGAGCAGCCACAGCCGCGCAAGCUUCGGCAGCGGCAGCACCAGUGGGAACAUGUACCCUAGCCUGCCUGCAGUCACCGGCAUGUCUGACCUCACCUCGAACUACCCAACCGCAACAUCCGCGCCUGCUUCAGGUCUUGCGUCUGGCUUCGACUUUGAGAAUCGCCGAUACAGCGGCGGCAGACUGCAACAUCAAGCUCCUCCUGCCAGCGAAGAUGCUGAAAUGAAAGACGUCGACGACGGCAGCCGCACUCCUAAAGCGAGCGACGCGAAGCCUGUCAAGGCUGAUAUCGACCCGGCCCUCCGGAGCGAAGACGAGAAGCCUGCUGAGGGACCUGCUUCUCCCAACGCCGCCGAGGACAAGCGUCAAGAGGAAUGGGUUGAGAAUAUCCGUGUCAUCGAGGCUCUCCGUAAAUGGGUCAGCGAUCGUUUGCACAACGGCGAAUUCGAUGACAAGGCCGAGGGCGAGGCUCAGUCCGCUGAGACCACCGAGGCUGAGGAUGCCGACAUGAAGACCGUCGAGACUGCUAAGAUGGUUGCCGAGAAGCUUGCCGUCGUGGAACAAGCCAACAAGAUGCAUGAUGAGGAGGUCAAGUAUCCCAGCUUGCCACUGUCAACAUAGACAAUCCUCUGUGCGCCGGUUUCGUCUCUGUCUGGUCUACCUUAUUGUCGGAGUUUGGGCGUCAUGUUUAGGCGUCAUGUUUGGGAUUGUAUGUCACCAGUGAGCGAUCAUCAUCGCCUCUGAGCUAGGAUCGGACAGGAAACAGCGGGAAUAACGCUGACGUUUUUCAUUGCAUUGGUUCUCUAUUACCCUCUUUCGCGCUAUAUCUGAAUGUACUUAUCCGUCAAUAUCUGCAUUGUACGCAAAGAGUCCCGAAAGUAUUUGUGACAAAUCGGAAUGAAAAAAGCGAGCCUCUGAUCGAUCACUCAAUUCGAAUGUGUUCGACCCAUUCAAUCUCCCGAGGUCCCGCAUUGACUUAGGGUUGCAAAAGGCAACCCUGGGAUAAGCCUAACAUAUCAUCAUCGUCA
Molecule: messenger RNA, 2531 nt
Organism: Dissoconium aciculare CBS 342.82
Lineage: Eukaryota; Fungi; Ascomycota; Dothideomycetes; Mycosphaerellales; Dissoconiaceae
Exons: 3
Coding region: 187-2124 (645 amino acids)
Biological process (GO): positive regulation of transcription by RNA polymerase II
Cellular component (GO): nucleus
Source: RefSeq, a predicted model, not a curated record